AUGGAGGGAACGCUAAGUUUUGUCAGUGGUUUUGCACCUGCGGUAUAUCGACGCGAGUUGUUUCGACACCGGUGUGUAACAACGGCGCCAGAAGCGCGCGCUUGGCCGCGGCUUGGUCUUCUCCGUGCCAACAGCGGUGCCCGGCUUUCUCGCGUGGACAUCACACCCGAGAUCUAUAAACGCCUUGUAAGUAUGGCUAAAAGGACUGAAGGGAAUUUUUCGGCGGUCGCUGGCGCGAUCCUCGAGAGCUACCUGACCGCUGCCACGAACCGGGACUUGCGGGCCGUCAUCUUCGAUAUGGACGGUGUCUUGUGCGACUCGGAGAGGCUCAGUCGUGCCGCUGGUGUAGAAUAUUUUCGAAGAUACCACGGGGUAUGGCCUACAGAGAAGGAUUUCGCGGAUUUCGCGGGUACCGGCGAGGCAGCUUUCCUCAGUGGCGUUGCCCGCCGCUACAGCGUCAAAGACUUUGACGUCAAUAAGGCAAAGGAGGGUUUCUUCAACAUCUACGUCAAUGAAUACGUUUCAGCGUUGGAGCCCUUUGAAGGGGUACGUGAGUUCAUUCAGCAGAUCAAGACGAUGGGUUUGAAAACCGCACUAGCGUCGUCAGCGGACGCUAUCAAAGUCCACGCAAACUUGUCGGCGAUCGGAUUCGAGCGUGAUAUGUUCGACUUUGUGACUCGUUCGGAUGAAAUUGCGAACAAAAAGCCCGCACCGGAUAUAUUUCUUGCUGCGGCUGAGGGGCUUGGGGUUCCACCUGAAUCCUGUGUCGUCAUUGAAGAUGCACCAGCUGGUGUUUUGGCCGCAAAACGCGCCAGAAUGCGCUGUGUUGCUGUCGCGACCUCCGUAAGUGCACAGUUGCUCUGGGAUGCUGGUGCGGACAUUGUGCGUCCUGCUCCACAGUAUAUCAUGUUGGAUGAUAUCGUCAUCACGGAUGAUGCGGAUGCGUCAGCACCUGCUUCCGCGUCGCAGGAGUAA
Molecule: messenger RNA, 975 nt
Organism: Cyanidioschyzon merolae strain 10D
Lineage: Eukaryota; Rhodophyta; Bangiophyceae; Cyanidiales; Cyanidiaceae
Exons: 1
Coding region: 1-975 (324 amino acids)
Source: RefSeq, a predicted model, not a curated record